Molecule: messenger RNA, 1985 nt
Organism: Myripristis murdjan (pinecone soldierfish)
Lineage: Eukaryota; Metazoa; Chordata; Actinopteri; Holocentriformes; Holocentridae
Gene: dusp12
Product: dual specificity phosphatase 12
Exons: 8
Coding region: 226-1122 (298 amino acids)
Biological process (GO): protein dephosphorylation
Cellular component (GO): nucleus
Molecular function (GO): protein tyrosine/serine/threonine phosphatase activity
Source: RefSeq, a predicted model, not a curated record
AAAACAUGGCUUUAGUUUUGGGCUGCAACUAGCGUGGCAUUUUGUUUGAUAAGAGUCUUUUUAAGGAACGUUAACAACUAUUACUUAUUAAUAGGAACCGAAAGGCUGCCAAAGCCAAGCUGUGUGGCGAGAUAUCUGUGGAAGUACCUUGUGAAGGCGGUGCUAGCUGGCUGCGAGGCGGUCACAACACAACACGACGCUCCGCUUGGACAGAGCGUGUCAGUCAUGCUCCUGGUUGAUGGUGGUCUUUACAUCGGCACUGCAGCCGACCUGAAUGACAGCCAGGCCCUGACCAGUGCAGCUGUCACUCACAUCCUGUCAGUGGACUCUGCAGAUCCUGCCCCCCUCCUUCCUGCAGGCGGGGGCUUUCACAGGAAGUGGGUCAACGUUGUGGAUGAGCCAACCUCUGACCUCCUUAGUCACAUGGAUGACUGCUUCCUGUUCAUCCAGGAAGCGGUGGAGGACGGAGGGGCUGCCCUCGUUCACUGCCAGGCUGGUCGCAGUCGCAGCGCUGCCAUGGUAACAGCCUACCUGAUGAAGAGACACCAGCUCAGCUUCACUGAGGCUUACCACCGACUGCAGAGCACCAAACCAGAUGUACAGGUGAACCCAGGUUUUGAGGAGCAGCUGUGUCUGUAUGAGGACAUGCAGUGUGUAGUAGACAGAUCAAGUCCUCUGUACAAACAGUACAGACUGACCAAGCUCACUGAAAAAUACCCUGAGCUGCAACAGAUCCCCAGCGAAGUGUUUGCUGCCGACCCAGCUCAUGCUAGUUCCUCUGAAGUUUCCUACAGAUGCAGGAAAUGCAGAACUCUAUUCCGUGGUUCCAGUAUUCUGAGUCACCCGGUGGGAGACGGUGCUUCAGCAUUCAGCCACAAAAAGGCCGGUAACUUCACUGGAAAUGUCCAGUGUACUUCAUACUUCAUUGAACCAGUUCAGUGGAUGGAACAGGCUUUACUUGGAGUGAUGGAUGGACAGCUGUUGUGUCCCAAGUGCAGCUGUAAGCUGGGUUCAUUCAGCUGGUGUGGUGAUCAAUGUUCCUGCGGCCGCUGGGUCACUCCUGCCUUUCAGCUGCACUGCAGCAGAGUGGAUGAGAUCCAGCAACUCAGCAUACUGAAAUAACACAUACACACUCUCACCCAGGCACCUGUAUAAAGAUCUCACACACACACAUCACGUCAGCAGUCACUCACUCACCAACAGAAUGGAUAACAUUGUAUUUUUAUUGUGACAACCUUUUGGGAAAAGUGAAUAAAGGUUAUAUAACAGUCCUAAAGCCUUUGCAGUCGCUGAUCUUGUAAGCAUGUUUGAAGAGGUUUAUUAGUAGCACUGUCCAGUAGGCUUGUGUCAUCGUACAGCAGCAUCGCCCAAUCACCCAAUCAUAGCUGUAACUGUCACAGUAGAGAGAGAGGAUGACAUGCAGCAAAUGGCCUGGGGUCGGAUUUGAACCCAGGACACUGCGAUCAGGACUCAGCCUUAACAAGUGGUUCGUGUUCUACCAGGUGAGCUACCGGUUAUCCCCAGUAGCUCACCAGUAGUUUCAUAAUGUUUCAAAAAUAUUUUUUGCAAAUAUUCAGGUGUUUUUUGUGCUAAUUUUGCUGUGUUUUUUAUACUGUUCCAGUAAUUUUGUUUGUUUGUUUUUUGCUUAUUUACUAGUUGCCUUUUUCCCAUGUUUUUGAAAGAAAUGAGAUUAAUUUGCUCGGGUUUCAAAGGGUUAAAACUUUUAGCGCAGAGGACCAAACAUUCAGGGAUGCAAAACUAAUCUCUUUUAUUUAUUUUAUUUAUUUAUCUUUUUUUUUUUAUUAUUAUCUUUUGUUCCAAACUGGGGUACUUAUUUAAAUGUCUUCUAAGUGAUUUCAUGUCUACCAAUCCUGUCACCUUUUUAUCCCACCAUGCAUGUGCAUCUCUGAAUUUAAGGAAACUCACGGGGCUAAAGUUUGUAAUCUGGAAUAUUUUAUAUCUGAAAUAAAGACAAUCAUCAAGUG